Aspergillus nidulans FGSC A4 is the source of this 1275-nucleotide messenger RNA. RefSeq names its product putative exo-polygalacturonase. Gene Ontology annotation, molecular function: polygalacturonase activity; catalytic activity. The transcript is spliced from 6 exons. Gene Ontology annotation, biological process: carbohydrate metabolic process; pectin catabolic process. Lineage: Eukaryota; Fungi; Ascomycota; Eurotiomycetes; Eurotiales; Aspergillaceae. The record is from RefSeq and is a predicted model, not a curated record. Gene Ontology annotation, cellular component: extracellular region. The coding region runs from base 1 to 1275 and encodes 424 amino acids.
AUGUACCUAUUUCGGAUACUUGCCAUCCUCACAGCCUUCACCUGCGCGUCCGCAGGCAGACUGCCCUCCAGAACCUGCGUUGUCCCGGCCUCGGGCACGAACGAAACCGAUGACGCUCCUGCUAUCAUUUCAGCGUUCGAGCGCUGCGGCCGCGGCGGCAAGGUCGUCUUUAAGCCAACGACCUACUACGUCAACUCAGUCAUGAAUAUUUCUUGGCUGCAGGAUGUGGACAUUGACUUGCGCGGAAAUCUCCUGUGGAGCACCGACAUCCAGUACUGGCUCAACAAUUCCCUCGAAGUCGGAUACCAGAAUCAGUCCACAGCGUGGAUCCUGGGCGGCGAUAAUGUCCGCAUCGAUGGGCAUGGGAUUGGCACGCUCGACGGCAACGGUGACUACUGGUACGAAUGGAUCUCGCAGCAGGAGAACACGUCAAAUUAUCCGGGAAGGCCGAUUGCCUUGACGCUGAGCGAGUUAACGAAUUCUGUGGUUAAAGGGGUCAAUUUCCUUCGGAGUCAGAUGUGGACGCUGGCAAUCAUAUACUCCCACCAUGUCGAGUUCGACAGUAUCCUUGUGAACAAUACAGGGAAUCGAGUUGACAGCUCUAACACCGAUGGUGCGGACACGAUCCGCUCCUCGCAUAUCAGCUUCAAUAACCUGACCGUUUACAAUGGGGACGACAGCAUCUCGUUUAAGGCGAACAGCACCGACAUCACAUUGACGAACUCGCACUUCUACAAUGGUCUCGGCGUGGCGAUCGGCAGUAUUGGCCAGCUGAAGGACCAGUUUGAAACUGUUGAGAGGGUCAAGGUCGAGAAUAUCGUUUACGAGAACACACUUCAUGCUGUUUACUUCAAAACUUGGACUGACGACCAGAACGGAUACCCGCCUAACGGCGGCGGCGGCGGCCUCGGCUAUGCGUCGAACAUGCUUUUCAAAGACCUGGAUACAACCUCCCUUCGCGGCUCUGCAGUCGCAAUCUCGCAAUGCACACGGUUCAGCGGAGCGCCCGGCGAAGGCAACUGUACGAACUCGCAGUUCCAGAUUCGGGACAUCACGGUUGCAAACCUGCAUGGGACAACAAAGUCCGAGCGGGUCACGAGCUUCCAGUGCAGUGCCGUGGCGCCCUGUACGAAUAUUGGGGUGUUCGGGGUUGAUCUUGAGUUUGCGAAUGGGACGAAGGCAGAGGAGUAUCUUUGUGGAAAUGUGAAGAAUCCGAGAGGGUUUGUGUGUACCGGGGCGGUUUGCGAGGGGGGCAGUGCGACGGGGGAGUGCUAG